AAUGCCAAUGUGUUGGAGCUUCGGUACUAGUUUUGCAUGUUUUGCAUAAUUACGUUAAAAUGUAUUGAAUGAACAUGAUUUUGAAAUAAAAUAUUUUUAUUCAAACUAAAUACUAGGAUUAAAACCAUCUAGAACACACGUUAGUAGUAACAUUCCAUUUUAACUUUGUGUUUUGCAACAAAAACAGGAAAAAAGACUUGUAUUUAAUUAAAAACAAAUUUUAAUCAAAGACAUUUUUGAUUACAACUCUCAUGGAACUAUUAGUUGCUGUGUAUUCACUUUACGUUUUGGCUUUAAUUAUUUUAUCAACUACUUUAAAUCUUAUCAUUUGCUACAUAAUUCUUUCCAAGAUUAAAGCAAUUGAGAUGCCUCAUCUUUUUAUUCUAAGUAUUUCAAUAUCAGACAUAUUGCACACCUCAAUUGGGCUUGUAUCUGAGCUAUGCGUUCUGCAUGGUGCAACUUCGUUAAAGAAAAGUUAUACAUGUAUAGGAGCUUCUUUUUUAACUUAUUCUUUUACCGUGUCGAAUAUCAUGCAAAUGGUUAUGAUUUCAAUCGUUAGAGUGAUAGCAUUGAAGUUUCCUAUUUUUUAUUUCAACAAUUGUAAAAAAAUGAAGUUCAGAUUGGGAUGCUUAUUUUUAUGCUAUUUUUAUGGGUUUUUAUGGCCCUCUUUUCCAUUACUUGGGUGGUCAACGUACGAAGAAGACUUGGACAAAAGACGAUGCUCUUUAGAUUGGAAUUUAACCAAUUCUAAUUCGUUUUCCUAUCUCAUGUUUGCUUUUAUAUUUUGUUACAUUUUUCCUGCUAUAGUGUUGAUUUGGUCACUCAACGUAACAAAAAAAACAGUUGAUGAGCAACGUGAAAGUAGUUUUCGAAAAAAUAGGCCAAAUGAACAAAUGGAAAUAUUAGAAAAAGUUUAUUUAAAAAUAUUUUUAUGUUCAGCUAUUGCUUACUUUGUUAUUUGGACACCGUACGCAUGCGCAACUUUACUGUCAAUUUUUAGAAUCAAAACCCCAAGUGUUGUUUUUACGUUUUGCGCGUUGUUUGCCAAAUCAUCAGCAAUUUCAAACGCAUUAGUCAACUGUUAUAUGAAUAAGUCUUUUCAAGUCCAUCUUAACGAGAUAAGAGUGUUUUCAUGUUUUAUAAAAGAAAAUAGAGUCGCACCUAGAAUUACUAAUGCUUCUGUUACGGAGGAAACACAAGCAUAACUCCUGCAUAACUCAAGCAUACUCGUACGGUGUUUGCGUCAUUUAAUCUAAUUCUAUAACAUUUCCAUACUUUUUAAUUCAAUACAUGAUUUAGUUAUUAACAUUUUUAAACUAUUAAAAUCAAAUAUAAAAUUUAUUUGAGUGAUGGUUAAAAUCUUUUUUUAGUUAUAUGUUGUUA
This is a messenger RNA of Hydra vulgaris (swiftwater hydra), 1383 nucleotides long. Its product is annotated as rhodopsin, G0-coupled. Gene Ontology annotation, biological process: phototransduction; G protein-coupled receptor signaling pathway; cellular response to light stimulus. Gene Ontology annotation, cellular component: plasma membrane. Gene Ontology annotation, molecular function: G protein-coupled photoreceptor activity. Lineage: Eukaryota; Metazoa; Cnidaria; Hydrozoa; Anthoathecata; Hydridae. The record is from RefSeq and is a predicted model, not a curated record.